Molecule: messenger RNA, 1566 nt
Organism: Hyposmocoma kahamanoa
Lineage: Eukaryota; Metazoa; Arthropoda; Insecta; Lepidoptera; Cosmopterigidae
Product: protein HGH1 homolog
Exons: 2
Coding region: 16-1095 (359 amino acids)
Source: RefSeq, a predicted model, not a curated record
UUUAAAUUAAUAAAAAUGACACAAGAUCCUCUAAACGAAAUGCUGGAAUUCUUAAAGCCUAAUGCAAGAGUGGAUUUAAAACACGUGUCUUUAGACCAUAUGCUGGGACUAUCGGGUACAGAAGAAGGCGUCGAAACUCUACUUAAGAACGACCUUGUUAUUCAAAAUAUUAUUGAAUUAACAGAUGACAAACUCGACGAAAUAGCUAAAACAGCUCUUCUAAUACUCGUAAACAUCAGUGCUCACAGCGAAGGUGCUUCAGAACUCUUAAAAUACAAACCAUUCAACCAAAAGAACUUGAUAGAGUUUCUUAUAGGUCAAAUACUAAAUCCUAAUAAAAAGAACGCCGAUGCGGCUUGUAUGAUACUUUGCAACAUCACCAGACUUGAAGAUGAACUGGAAAUUUGUCUAGACGCGUUUUUUCCGCACUUAAAUGAUAUUAUAAAUGUAUUUGUUAACGUUGACUUUAACAAAACUGGUUCUAAUUUAAAUUAUCUAGCCCCCAUGUUUAGUAAUUUAAGCUGUAGUUACCGUAUAAGAAAAUGGUUGACUGAAGAAAACCCCCACGUACCUCUGAUAAAGUUACUACCGUUCUGCAACUAUGAACAAUCGCAUAUACGCCGGGGAGGAGCCAUCGGUACAGUAAGAAACUUAUCGUUUGAUUCAGAAUUUCAUGAAUUUCUACUAAGUCCGGACUUGGACCUUCUAACUUACCUCCUUACUCCAAUAAUGGGUAAUGAAGAAUACCCAGAUGACGAAAUGGAUGUGUUACCUAUAGCGCUUCAGUAUUUGCCAAAAGAAAAACGCCGGGAUCUGGAUGUAGAUAUAAGAAAAAUGAUAUUGGAGACUUUGAAUAAACUUUGUAUGAAGAGGAAGUAUAGAGAAAUGUUAAGAGACAACGGAGUGUAUUACGUGCUACGAGAGUACCAUAAAUGGGAGACAGACCCUAAGGUUCGACAAGUCUGUGAAAACGUAGUCGACAUACUAAUUCAAAAGGAGGAGGAAGUAGGCGUUGAAGAUUUGUCUACAGUGGAGAUACCACGGGAUGUAGAGGAGAAAUUUCAGGAGCAAAACAAGAGAUUGGAUGAUGAUUAGGCUCUCGUUGUUAAGUGAUGGUUUUUAGCGCUCAGUUACACGACGCGAAAGUUUUCGCGCGGCCGCCGCGCGGAAACCGCCCAGUUACCACGUUUUCACGUACAUUAAUGUCGAAUCUGAAUUGUAUUUACUACGCAAUAACAUUUAAAUUCCUUGGAAUAAUACAACCGCGUGGACUAACCCGCCCGCGCGUCUGGUACGCUCAUUUAAGUUAAAUCGUAAAAGCUAAAUAAAUAGAGCAUAUUUUGCCAUGACAGUUAGAUGCACGCUCCGGGUAGUGACCGCGCGGACUGAGUGAAAUUCGUGUCGAACAAACGCGCCCUUAUUUGUAUGCGCUACAUUCAUGUAUGAUCGUAUGUGAUUUGUAUAGACUGCAUUUUUUCAGGUUGUGCAGGUUUUUCUGAUAUAAUUUCUACACUUUUUCUCUGGCCUUUAUUUUUCGAGAUUGCUACACAUUGAUAAUGAAACAUU